Messenger RNA from Aethalodelphis obliquidens (Pacific white-sided dolphin), 2932 nucleotides. RefSeq names its product extensin-like. Bases 13 to 720 code for a protein of 235 amino acids. Lineage: Eukaryota; Metazoa; Chordata; Mammalia; Artiodactyla; Delphinidae. The transcript is spliced from 2 exons. The record is from RefSeq and is a predicted model, not a curated record.
CUGGAGAGGAAAAUGCAUCUCAGGGCUGCCGUCUCCGUCUCCGUCUCCGCCGCCGCCGCCGCCGCCGCCCGUCCUGCUGCUACUUCUCGCGGCCGCCACCGCCGCGCCUCCUGGUCGCCCCUCUCGCGGAUCUCCGGCGCCUCCUCGCCGCCUCCCGUCAGCUACAGCCAGACACACACAGUCCGCUGCAUCCCCUCGGCCCGGGCCCGCCGCCGCGAGCCCCCCGCUCUCCUCGCCGCCGCCGCCGUCCUCCUCUUCCUCGGGCGGCCGCAGCACCCUCCGGCCCGUGCACAUGCCUUGCCCUCCCCGGCGCGCCGCGGGCCUCCCCGAUUCCCUCACAUAGGGCGCGGGGAAGCUGGCUGCGCCGCCUCGGCCGACUGGUUCGGGAGCCUCCUCCCGGGCCCGCGCACGCGCGCUCCCGCGCACACUCGCCAGGCGCCCGCGCACCGCGCGCCCGGGAAGGGCAGCCCCGCCCCCGCUCCCUCUGCCGCCGGGCAGGCCCCGCCCCCGGACUCCCCACCCCACCCCAGGCCCGGCCACAGACUCCCGCGCACACCCUCCCCGACCCAGCCGCCCACCGGAGUCCCUCCCACCCACUCCUCCUCCCCAGCACGAACCCCAGUCGUCGGCAUAGCCACCCCUCCACUCCCCCGAAAACUCUGCAGCCUCCGCUCGCCCUUGGCCUCCCCCUCCGGCCUUCUGCACGGUUCCCCCUGCUAACGGCCUUCUCCCCUCCCCGGCCUCGCCCGCCCCUGCAGCACCCCACCCCUUCCCUGCAGCGCAACCUACCAUUGCUUCCCUCCCACCGAAAUCGCUGCAGAGGGCCCCCUCCCCUUCCGAGCGCACCCCCAACCAUAUAUGCAUUUUCAGCUUUCCGAACCUGAUGGCUGCUCACAGACAAUACUGCCCCCCCACCGCCUUCCGGGUCCCAGUGGCUUAAGCACCUCCUCUCCCAAAUUGAUCAGACUGAAGAACUACUGCCCAUCUCACACCCGCGUCCUGUCGUCUGUGGCACAUGCCUUUGUCCAAAGGUCACAGGUUUUGUGACUUCAACGGGAGUGGGGCGGGGGGAAGCCCGGCAAUUCCGGAUGACAGAACCGAAAGUUUGCCUUGCACUUUCUUCUCCAGACGUGCCUGGUUUCUGAAGUUCUCCUGCGAACCUGGGUCCGUUAUGAUCUGUCCUGUGUAUCUGCCGCCCCUGGCUGGACCAAGUAUGCAGGCCUGAGCUAGUGCAGACUCAAAUCAGAAUGGGGACCGUCGCCUCUACUGUUUGCAAAUUGUCAUAGCAACCUCCCAGCAAGAUCACCUUCAGCUAAAUACAAAUGCCCCAAAAGGAGUGUUUCAGAGUUACAGUGUGGCCCUCUCAAGCGUCUCCAGGGCUCCUACAGGGGCAUCAAGGACUGAGGGUGUUGGCAGAGGGAACAGGUGGCAAAGAGUAGAACUGUGCAGAGUAAUAUGUCCCUCUAAAAAAUCCUUCUCCCAAUAAAGUAGAAACACAGUGAAACAAUCAAUCCAAUAAUAAACCUUUACAAAGAAGAGUGAUGACCUGAUCUGGUCCCAGCAAGAGAUAUUCCCCCUUGCUUGUCAUCAGAGACGAUCACAUUCAAAUUCACGUGGGGAAACAUAUUCAGUGUUCAGAAUUAACUAAAAGAAAAGGGAUUACUCAGCAGCAGAGUUGAAGCUAGAACUCAUUUUCUGACUCAGUUUACUCUCACUUUGCUCUGUGUUACCUUGGCUUUUAAGAAACAUCACACCUCUUUUCCUUCCUUCCCUUUCAAACAAUUAUUUUCAUACGGUCUUCCUUUUCUUAAUGAGUGUUCCAUACAACUGAUGUUUAGAUGAAAAAUGUGAAGCCAAAAAUUCAAUUUUAAUAUAACGGGACCCAGCUUUCGCUCAAAUUAUUCUUACAUUACUUCAACAGAAGCUAAAUACUCUCCUGCUUUUUCAUGAAUAAGAAAAAUGCUAACUACUGGAAGUCACAGUUUGUGAAAUCCAAAUUAGAAAUAUUAAUUUCCACAUUAAACAUGAGGAAAAGGAACACUGACUUUUUUUGUAAACAAAGGGACACAAUGAAUCAUUAACUUUAAUCAAAGAAAAACUGCUUGUUUAGGGAACUUUUCCUAAUAUGUUGUUUUAUGACACGAUAAGUACAAUUUCAAUUUUUUAUCUUUUGGUUUCUUACCUUGAGGAAAAUUUGCAUUUAGUCUAAUAUCUUUAGCUAUUUUAAUUAUAAAUGCUACACCUUUCAAAAUUAUAUUCUUGCUGACCUCUAAAUUAGUAUUUACAAUUGCUCGGAUUUUUCUCAUUUUAUUAAAUAUUGAUGGCCUCAACCUGUAUUAAUGUCAAAUAGAAAAAUGUACAAAUGCACUCCCUGAACUUUCAAGGAGAAUAAACUGGGUAAAUUCUAGUAGCUAUUACCCUCAAACUCUAUUAUUCUAAUGCAUCAUUAUCAAUUAUACUACAUUAAUCUCUGUAUAAAACCCUUUCACUAAUACUAUCAUGUUUAAUCGUCAUGACUCAUAAGCAGAUCAGAGUUGUGUUGCUGUUAACAGUAACCUCCUCAGGGGGCUCCAUUCAGUUAGUAAGAGUCUGGUCUUUGGUUCUUGCCCAUUGUAAAAACUCCAUCUGUUCUGAAUAUUUAUAAAAUCCAGCUUCAAAUGACAAGUAGGCAGGAUGUAGCAGGAUGAGAAAGAAAGAAACUUUGGGGAAUUCAGAAUGGAGUCUUGUGGAAGGAAGUCGAUUCUUCACUGAGAAAAGUACUGAUCACAGAGAAAAUUGGAAAUGAACAAGAAAAUUGCUGGUUUCAAAACAUAUUCACUCAUUUAAUCUCUUUAUCCCAGGAACAUUUACAAAGAAUUCAGUGUGUGCUGGGCCUAGGGGAUAGGAUGAAUCAUCAGAUGUCGUGGGUGAGGCUUCAGCUGGGUAAUGUUAG